Molecule: messenger RNA, 5847 nt
Organism: Rhopilema esculentum
Lineage: Eukaryota; Metazoa; Cnidaria; Scyphozoa; Rhizostomeae; Rhizostomatidae
Biological process (GO): extracellular matrix organization
Molecular function (GO): extracellular matrix structural constituent conferring tensile strength
Source: RefSeq, a predicted model, not a curated record
GCUACUUGAAUUUUUAAUCAGGGAGAUUAGGACAGUGGCACUUGCACCUACGUAUCUGAAAAUUAGUCAGUUCAAUACAGUUGUCCGUCUUGAGGAACAGUGACUAAACGCAGCACUAACAAGAUGGAGAUGAGGAUAGUCAUCCUCGCAGUAUGCGUGGCUUUUGCCUCCGCAAAGACUAAUGUCAAGAGAUCACCAAAUCCAUUCCCAUGUGGAAUGUCAUGUGCUCCUUCUUGCGCACCAGCCUGUGCACCAUCAUGCUGUGCACCACCGCCACCACCUCCUCCACCACCUCCACCACCACCACCACCCCCACCACCAAUUAUGUGCUGUGCACCUCCACCACCACCACCUCCUCCACCUCCACCACCACCUCCACCACCACCACCACCCCCACCACCAAUGCCAGGUCCACCAGGACCACCAGGACCAGCUGGACACCCAGGAGGCCCAGGAGGACCAGGACCAAUGGGACCACCAGGAGGCCCAGGAGGCCCAGGACCAAUGGGACCAAUGGGACCAGCAGGACCACCUGGUCCACCUGGUGCCCCAGCUCCACCACCACCACCAUGCCCACCAAUCUGCGUUCACCAUUGUAUGAAGGUAUGCCCAAUGCCAUGUUGUGCACCACCUCCACCACCACCACCACCUCCUCCACCACCACCUCCACCACCACCACCACCCCCACCACCACCACCUCCUCCACCACCACCACCAAUGUGCUGCCCACCACCUCCCGCACCACCACCACCAAUGUGCUCAGUCUGCGGUCUGAUUUUAAGCGAUCAGUAUUACUCUCGCAUCGCGGAGAGGAAACCGGGCACACGAGCCAAAAAUAUGAGGUUUCUUCUCAGCAUACUCGCUGCCUGCUUGGCACUAGCCAGCGCAAGACACCUAACGAAUCGAAACCAUUUACAUCAUUUGGUAAAAAGACAUCCUAGACCACAAUGUGAUGCACCAUGCGCUGCUCCAGUAUCCUGCGCACCAUCAUGUCUACCAGUUUGCUGCUUAGCUGCACCACCUCCACCACCUCCUCCCCCACCACCUCCACCACCCCCUCCACCUCCACCUCCACCUCCUCCACCACCACCACCACCUGCUUUACCAGGACCACCUGGGCCUCCGGGUAGACCUGGACCACUUGGAUUGCCUGGUGGAUCUGGCCCAAUGGGACCUGGUGGACCAGCAGGACCAUCAGGAGGGCAAGGUCCAUCAGGACCCCCAGGACCUCCUGGAAUAGCACUUCCUGGCCCAGGUGGACCACCAGGAGGACCUGGACCUGGUGGACCACCUGGACCUGGAGGACCUCCUGGACCUCCUGGUGGGCCUGGACAACCAGGGCCACCCGGACCUCCAUCACCACCUCAAGCUGGACCAUCUGGACCUCCAGGUGGACCUGGACCUUUAGGACCUCCUGGACCUGGUGGACCUCCUGGACCUCCUGGUGGACCAGGACAGCCUGGACCUCCUGGACCUCCAGCACCACCUGCACCACCCGGCCCAUCAGGACCUCCUGGUGGACCUGGACCCUUAGGACCUCCUGGACCUGGUGGACCUCCUGGACCUCCUGGUGGGCCUGGACAGCCUGGACCUCCUGGACCUCCAGCACCACCUGCACCACCUGGCCCACUUGGGCCUCCUGGUGGACCUGGACCUUUAGGACCCCCUGGACCUGGUGGCCCACCUGGACCUCCUGGUGGACCAGGACCUUUUGGACCUCCUGGACCUCCUUCACCUCCUCCACCUGGCCCACCAGGACCUCCUGGUGGACCUGGACCCUUAGGACCUCCUGGAGCUGGAGGACCUCCUGGACCUCCUGGUGGCCCCGGACAACCUGGUCCUCCUGGAGCUCCUGCUCCACCUGCCCCACCUGGUCCACAAGGACCUCCUGGUGGACCUGGACCCUUAGGACCUCCUGGACCUGGUGGACCCCCUGGACCUCCUGGUGGCCCUGGACAACCUGGACCCCCUGGACCUCCUGCUCCACCUGCACCACCUGGCCCUCUAGGACCACCUGGUGGACCUGGACCCUUAGGACCUCCUGGACCUGGUGGACCUCCAGGACCCCCUGGUGGACCUGGACAACCUGGACCCCCUGGACCACCUGCACCACCAAUACCAGGUCCUCUUGGACCUCCUGGCGGACCUGGACCUUUAGGACCUCCUGGACCUGGUGGGCCCCCAGGACCUCCUGGCGGACCAGGACCUGCUGGACCUCCUGGAGCUCCUGCCCCACCUGCACCUCCUGGUCCUUUAGGACCUCCUGGCGGACCUGGACCCUUAGGACCUCCUGGACCUGGUGGACCUCCUGGACCUCCUGGUGGACCUGGACCAGGUGGACCACCUGGACCACCUGCACCACCACCACCUGGCCCACAAGGACCUCCUGGUGGACCUGGACCUGGUGGACCUCCUGGACCUGGUGGACCUCCCGGACCUCCUGGUGGACCAGGACAACCUGGACCUCCCGGACCUCCAGCACCUCCAGCACCACCUGGCCCACUUGGACCUCCUGGCGGACCUGGACCUUUAGGACCCCCUGGACCUGGUGGGCCUCCUGGACCUCCUGGCGGACCUGGACCUGCUGGACCACCUGGACCUCCAGCACCACCUGCACCACCUGGCCCACUUGGACCUCCUGGCGGACCUGGACCUUUAGGACCUCCUGGACCUGGUGGACCUCCUGGACCUCCUGGUGGACCUGGACCAGGUGGACCACCUGGGCCACCUGCACCACCACCACCUGGCCCACAAGGACCUCCUGGUGGACCUGGACCUGGUGGACCUCCUGGACCUGGUGGACCUCCCGGACCUCCUGGUGGACCAGGACAACCUGGACCUCCCGGACCUCCAGCACCUCCAGCACCACCUGGCCCACUUGGACCUCCUGGCGGACCUGGACCUUUAGGACCCCCUGGACCUGGUGGGCCUCCUGGACCUCCUGGCGGACCUGGACCUGCUGGACCACCUGGACCUCCAGCACCACCUGCACCACCUGGCCCACUUGGACCUCCUGGUGGACCUGGACCUUUAGGACCCCCUGGACCUGGUGGACCUCCGGGACCCCCUGGUGGACCUGGACCAGCUGGACCACCAGGACCUCCUGCUCCUCCUGCACCACAAGGACCACAAGGACCUCCUGGUGGACAAGGACCAUUAGGACCGCCUGGACCACCUGGACCUCCUGGACCACCUGGACCUCCAGGAGCUGGUGGACCACCUGGCCAACCAGCACCACCUCCACCACCAUGCCCACCAAUCUGUCCAAAUCGAUGUAUCGCUUCAUGUCCAAUCUACUGCUGUCCAGCCAAGAGAAGAAGAAAGUGUGUAUAUGCAGCUACUGUAAAAAUGUGGCUAAAGAUCUCAAUCGUUGUCUUGGCAGUCGCCUCAGUGGCAUACGCCCGAAGCAUCGAAAAUGGAAUGAAAAGACAAGGAGUCUGUCCAGCACAAUGCGCAAUUAACUGCGCUCCAGUCGUCUGUGCUCCAGUUUGUUGUGCCCCACCACCACCACCACCACCACCAGGCCCACCAGGACCACCAGGACCAAACGGACCCCCAGGACCACCAGGACCUAACGGACCACCAGGACCAGGAGGACCUCCAGGAGGACCAGGACCCGCUGGACCACCCGGACCAGCAGGAGCCCCAGCUGGACCACCAGGACCUGCUGGAAACCCAGGACCACUUGGACCCCCAGGAGGACCAGGACCACAAGGACCACCCGGACCUCCAGGACCACCAGGACCACCUGGACGACCAGGACCCCCAGCUCCACCACCACCACCACCACCAUGCCCACUUAUCUGCCAGACCGUAUGCACACCUGCCUGUCCUCCAGCAUGCCCAUGCAGAAAGAGAAAUCGAAAUUUUUGCUCUGGUUUUUCCGAUUACAAAAUUGAAAAUACAAGUAGGGCUAGAAAGAGUACAGGAAAAAUGCAAGCAAUGCAGUUUGCCCCGGCAAACGUACACGUUUGGAAGCGUCUUUUGGUCAAAAUGUUGCUGCAGAUCUCUGCUGCCCUGGUCACCAUCUCCAUGGUAUCGGCAUAUAACAUACCAAGCUCUUUAAAGAAAAGACAAGGAAUCUGCCCUGCAUCGUGUUUUGUAAAUUGUGCACCAGUCGUCUGCCCUCCUGUUUGUUGUGCUCCACCCCCACCACCGCCACCAGGUCCACCGGGACCACCUGGAAUUAAUGGACCUCCAGGACCACCCGGCUUUAACGGACCACCAGGACCCCCAGGACCACCCGGAGGACCAGGGCUUCCCGGACCCCCUGGUCCACCAGGAGCAGCUGCAGGACCGCCAGGAACACCAGGCGGACCAGGUCCCAACGGACCACCCGGACUUCCAGGACCACCAGGACCACCAGGGCCUCCAGGCCCACUCGGCCCCCCAGGACCACAAGGCCCUCCUGCACCACCACCAUGUCCCGUCAUCUGUCAAACUUUCUGCGCGCCAGUAUGUCCACCAGCUUGUCCAUGCCCACGAAGAAGAAAGUGUGCUAACGCAAAAAAGGACGUUUCUAAAAAUGAUCUACAGGAGCGAAGCAUUCCAACUACUGUUAAAUAUGUCAAACAAAUGAAGCUCCAAAUCUUCGUAGCAGUCUGCAUUGUUGCAGUUGUAAGCGGCAGAACCAUCCAGAGAGCUGGAUCAAAGAGACAGUUAUGUCCUAAUGCAUGCCCAGCCACUUGUGCACCAGCAUGCAUGCCAAUCUGUUGUGCUCCACCACCCCCACCACCACCACCACCACCACCAGGCCCACCAGGACCACCAGGACCAAACGGACCCCCAGGACCAUCAGGACCUAAUGGACCACCAGGACCAGGAGGACCUCCAGGAGGACAAGGACCCGCUGGACCACCCGGACCCCCAGGAGCCCCAGCUGGACCACCAGGACCUGCUGGAAACCCAGGACCACUUGGACCCCCCGGAGGACCAGGACCACAAGGACCACCCGGACCUCCAGGACCACCAGGACCACCUGGACGACCAGGACCCCCAGCUCCACCACCACCACCACCACCAUGCCCACCUGUCUGUGUCACAACUUGUGUACCAGCCUGCCCACCAGCUUGCUCAUUCAUUGCCAUCUUUCUACUGAGGACAGUCAAGGGUUGCACAACCAGGCCCCGCGAUUUUAUAAAUUUCAAAAUGAUGAGAAUAGCUGUUUUCGUCGCCGUUCUUGGCGUUGCCCUCGCUGGCCUCCCAAGACAUAAGGAUAAGAGAUCACCACAAGCUUGUGGAGCUGCCUGUCCAGCCACUUGUGCACCAGCAUGCAUGCCAAUCUGUUGUGCUCCACCACCCCCACCACCACCACCACCACCACCAGGCCCACCAGGACCACCAGGACCAAACGGACCCCCAGGACCAUCAGGACCUAAUGGACCACCAGGACCAGGAGGACCUCCAGGAGGACCAGGACCCGCUGGACCACCCGGACCCCCAGGAGCCCCAGCUGGACCAGCAGGACCUGCUGGAAACCCAGGACCACUUGGACCCCCAGGAGGACCAGGACCACAAGGACCACCCGGACCUCCAGGACCACCAGGACCACCUGGACGACCAGGACCCCCAGCUCCACCACCACCACCACCACCAUGCCCAGCGGUCUGUGUCGCACAGUGUGUGCCAUCAUGCCCACCACCAUGCUGUCCUCAGAAGCACUAAGUUCGUUCCUAUUUGGAACUCCCUUUUAGAAGGAACAUUUAAUCGAUUUUCUUGAAAAUAUUGUUAAGGAAUGUGGUAAAACGAAUGGAAAUAGUUUUGCUAACUAUCCAGGAUACAUACAUCAAUGCAAAUUAAAGUUGGAGGAAUUACUGAAUUUUAUAUAAAUUUCUACACGUGUUUAAA